UAGAAUUAAAAAAAAAAAAACGCAAAUCAGUGACGUCAGUCUUAGCAACGUCAGAAAACCAGGACGGCGUCGCCACCCCUCACCGGAUUCCGCCUCGAUCACUGCUGAAGGAAUUUCUAUGGGUUUGAGCAAAACAGAGAUCAAUUUGAGGAGGUUACUGGCAGCUGCCCCACAGCAACAGAAUCAGGCAAAGCUCAUACAUUAUGUUGCCACGUUACGAGAGCAACUGGAGCAAUUGGCUGAAGAGAAGACUAACGAAGGAUUACCAAGGAUUUCAAAAGCUAGGCUGAAUGAGUAUUCUGACCAAAUUGAAGUUAUUGCUGCCAGAUUAGCUACCCCUGAGGUGGAGUCUAUAGUGGAAGUAACCGAGGACCAUUCUCUUGGAACUUCUGUCACUGAUGCAGCUAAAGCCAGGGAAAGUGUUCAAUCCCCAAGAGGAUUAAGGAGGAGAUUUGGGCCCCAGUCUAUUACUGAAGAUGGGUCUCAUGAUACUGUAGAAUCCGAGCAAUCAACGCCAGUUAAAUUGGAUGCUUCUGCACAAACACAUAUUCAGAAACACAGGAAGCUUCAAGAGGAUUUAACUGAUGAAAUGGUUCACUUGGCACGGCAACUCAAAGAAAGUAGUCUGUUGAUGAAUCAAUCUGUCAAAAACACUGAGAAACUACUUGAUUCGACAGAGAGAGCAGUUGAACAUAGUUUAGCCAGCACAGGGCAUGCUAAUACUCGGGCCGCGGGCGUGUUUUCCCAGAGUUCCAAGACCUCGUGUUUCACAUGGCUCCUGAUGUUUGUCAUGACUCUUAUCUUCGUAAUGGUCGUGCUGCUUAUCCGCGUUACCUAGUGCAGGUGUUGAACGAGCUAUUGAUAUAAGCUAUGUUUUGCUCUUGGGGUUUAUAGAUUAAUAAAUGAGUCUCCAGUGUUCAAUCGGUCAUGAUGCGUUUGUUUUACUCUGAAGCUGUGACGGUUUACUGGUUUUGUACAAUGCACACUACAGGUUAGUUAGAAAUUGGCAUUGCAUUUACCAUAAAUAUCAUGUAUAAAAUGUUACUCUCCUUUUAGAAACAGCAUUCAUUUUUAAUACAGGGCCGAAAGAUUUCUUAA
This is a messenger RNA of Coffea eugenioides, 1098 nucleotides long. RefSeq lists its product as uncharacterized. Gene Ontology annotation, biological process: retrograde vesicle-mediated transport, Golgi to endoplasmic reticulum. The record is from RefSeq and is a predicted model, not a curated record. The coding region runs from base 119 to 838 and encodes 239 amino acids. NCBI's taxonomy places the organism in Eukaryota, Viridiplantae, Streptophyta, Magnoliopsida, Gentianales, Rubiaceae. The transcript is spliced from 8 exons. Gene Ontology annotation, cellular component: endoplasmic reticulum; SNARE complex. Gene Ontology annotation, molecular function: SNAP receptor activity.